GUUGGUUUUGGCAAUUCGACCUGUAACCGGUAUUCGAACACGUCUACGGUGGUAUCCUCUACGGUGAACGGUGUUCGCGCCUGGAAGUCAAGUAUCGGAAGAAAAACUCCAUCUGAAUGUGCAUUUCACCGACCGGUUAGCCCUGAAUGGAUGGAGUUUGUCCGGAUCGCAAAUGUCACGGUCUCAAUCUUUACCUUCAUUGUGCUUGGAUGCAUGAGCGCCAUUGAGGGCGCGGUUGGGCCAUAUCUGACAAUGUCUGUAACCAUUAAUAUGGCCCGUUUCGGGGUCCCCAUCCAGGAAGACGGAAAUGACGAGCGCAGUUGA
This is a messenger RNA of Opisthorchis viverrini, 324 nucleotides long. RefSeq lists its product as hypothetical. The transcript has 2 exons. The annotation marks the transcript as partial. NCBI's taxonomy places the organism in Eukaryota, Metazoa, Platyhelminthes, Trematoda, Opisthorchiida, Opisthorchiidae. The record is from RefSeq and is a predicted model, not a curated record.